Aspergillus niger is the source of this 1245-nucleotide messenger RNA. RefSeq lists its product as uncharacterized. Lineage: Eukaryota; Fungi; Ascomycota; Eurotiomycetes; Eurotiales; Aspergillaceae. The transcript is spliced from 2 exons. Gene Ontology annotation, cellular component: peroxisomal membrane; peroxisomal importomer complex; peroxisome. Gene Ontology annotation, biological process: protein import into peroxisome matrix, docking. Bases 1 to 1245 code for a protein of 414 amino acids. The record is from RefSeq and is a predicted model, not a curated record. Gene Ontology annotation, molecular function: protein binding.
AUGACGGCCAGUUCGACUACUCCGACCGCGGCCGCCAGUGCCUCGGCCCCCACAGCUACAGCAUCUUCAACAUCUACUGCUCCUGAUCUCCCGUCCCGUCCUAAUUCACUGAAUUCUGUUGUCAAUCGCACCGCCUCCAAUUACUCUCCCUACUCGGCCUCCCGGUUCGGCGCAAGCCCUUACGGCGGCUACGGAAGCUACUCGUCGCCGUACUCCCGCUUCGGCACGAUGGGCUCCAUGUACGGAGGCUAUGGCGGCAUGGGAGGAUAUGGCGGCAUGUAUGGUGGCAUGGGAGGCAUGGGGGGGAUGUACGGCGGCAUGCCCGGUGAUCCCAACGAUCCCAACAGCCUGACGAAUUCCUUCAGCCAGAGCACCCAAGCUACGUUCCAGAUGAUUGAGAGUAUCGUGGGUGCGUUUGGAGGAUUCGCUCAGAUGCUGGAGAGCACAUACAUGGCGACGCACAGCUCCUUCUUUGCCAUGGUUUCUGUGGCAGAGCAGUUCGGCAACCUCCGAAACACGCUUGGCUCCGCCCUCGGUAUCUUCACCAUCAUCCGCUGGUUCAAGACUCUGAUCGCGAAGAUCACCGGUCGUCCCCCGCCGGCUGAUGCUACCGCCCUCACUCCGUCCGCCUUUGCAGCAUUCCUCAGCGGCCGCUCCUCCCCCGCCACCCUGCCGGAUGGCACUCCCGCUCCCCCCAAGCCCUCCAAGAAGCCGUUCUUCAUGUUCCUGAUCGCCGUAUUCGGUCUUCCCUACCUGAUGGGCAAGCUGAUCAAGGCUCUGGCUCGGUCGCAAGAGGAACGUCGCCAGCUGAUGCUGGGUCCAAAUGGCGAGCCCGUGCAGGGCCAAGGCGCACCGCUUGACCCUUCCAAGCUUGACUUUUGCCGCGUGCUCUACGACUACACCCCUGAAGCCCAGGAGAGCUCCGGCAUCGAUCUGGCCGUGAAGAAGGGCGACAUCGUCGCUGUCCUCAGCAAAUCCGAUCCGAUGGGUAAUGCCUCGGAGUGGUGGCGUUGCCGUGCUCGUGAUGGCCGCGUUGGAUACUUGCCGGGACCGUACCUGGAGACUAUCCAGCGCCGCCCACAACAGCAAGCGAUCACCUCGGGCAGCGAAGCCGGCAGUCGCAGCAACUCGAUGCAGGCGAGCGCAUCCGAGGAGAUCGCCACGGAAGCCAAGAAGCCCCAGCUGAAGGGCAAGAUGGGUGAUAUUUCGCUUGAAAGCUUCCAGAAGAGCGCGUUCUACUCAUGA